CUUUCUACCACGUCCGGCUGCUUGUCUAGGCUGUUGAUCACCUUGCAACCCUUGUAUCUCUGUUUACGUGUUUUUGAAAGCAUGGCAUCGGCAUACUACGAGUUCUAUCGCGGCUCCUCGAUCGGCAUGGCUCUCACGGACUCGCUUGACGAGCUUAUCACAAGCGGUGCAAUCACCCCACAGCUGGCCAUGAAAGUCUUGCAGCAGUUCGACAAGUCCUUGGCGGACAUUAUGGUAAAGCAGGUGAAGACGAAGACGACGCUGAAGGGUCACUUGCACACGUACCGUCUCUGCGACGACGUAUGGACGUUCAUAGUGAAGAACCCGACGUUCAAGAUGGAGUCGAACGAGCAGGUGUCCGCGCCGAAAAUCAAAAUCGUCGCUUGCAAGAACGGAGACGCCAUCGAGGCGGGGAAGAAGUAAAACGGAGUGCCGUCAUCCUUCCUCUUGCCCCCUCUCGCAUCGCCUCUCCCUUCGCGCACAGUGAUCGGAGAACCGUUGAUGCCGGGAUGCGUUAAUGGUCUGCUCAAUUCUUGCGAUGUGUGUCCUGUAUCUGUUUGCAUCUCGUUCUCCCCACGUUCAUGUACUUCUAGGUUCUCCCUCGUCUCUUUGCCGGUAUAGACUACAACCCUCAUGGACAUAAUGAUCUCGUCUGCUCGCUCUGUAUUGGCUGCUUAGUGUGUCAUGUUAUACAUCAUUGCAAUCUGUCGCGUGUUUUCCC
Molecule: messenger RNA, 721 nt
Organism: Dichomitus squalens LYAD-421 SS1
Lineage: Eukaryota; Fungi; Basidiomycota; Agaricomycetes; Polyporales; Polyporaceae
Product: transcription initiation factor IIA gamma subunit
Exons: 4
Coding region: 82-423 (113 amino acids)
Biological process (GO): transcription initiation at RNA polymerase II promoter; RNA polymerase II preinitiation complex assembly
Cellular component (GO): transcription factor TFIIA complex
Molecular function (GO): TBP-class protein binding; RNA polymerase II general transcription initiation factor activity
Source: RefSeq, a predicted model, not a curated record